Paramecium sonneborni is the source of this 2094-nucleotide messenger RNA. The record is from the annotation of a GenBank genome assembly. NCBI's taxonomy places the organism in Eukaryota, Ciliophora, Oligohymenophorea, Peniculida, Parameciidae.
AAUAAAGUUAAUAAUUUUUUAAAUAUAUGUAUGAUAUAAAAAGAAAAGAUGAACAAAAAAAUAGUUGCAAUAUUAAGUUAUAAUGAAUUAGGUUUAUGUAUAAAUUUGAUAAAAAAUGGAUUAAAACAGAUAUUAUGGAGAUUAUAUUGAAAAGUAAUGGGGAGUAUAUUUUUUGAAAGCAUUUAUUGAAUAAUAUAUAAUAUGUAUGAUGUGAUAUAAAAAAGAGAAGUGAAGUGGCAUAGAUGUGAGUUUGUAAUGAUAGCAUUGUAAUUGUAUUUAUAAAUAUUUAAGAAAUAGAUAUGGAUUAGAUUUAGAAGGGAGAGUAUAGAUAGAAAUAACAAAAAAUGAAAGCAAUUAAGAUAAUUAAAUGGAUUUAAAAAAAUUUAAAUAAUAAUUUAUUAAAAUAUUUAUGAGACAAGCCCAAACAAAGAAAUCGUUUAAUAUAUCUGAUUCUUCGUAUUACAUUUCUUUAGUAUGCAUAAUUACAUUUGAAAUAUACUCGUUAUAUAGAUAUUGGUUAAUUUGCAAAUCAAAUGAGAUUGUUGGGACUGAAGAAGGUAUAUGGAUAGAAUAAUUAUAGGGUUCUUUGGGAUAUAAAGAGAUCAUUCAGACUCUUAAUGGGGGAAAUUUGCAAGUAAUAUGAGAGAAUUGAUGAUUUUUCAAGUAAUUUUUUUAUUGGGGUCUUAUACAGUGAAAUAUAAUAGUAAGUUAGAGAGUAGAUAUAAAAAUUUAUAAUAUUAUAAUAUGUUAGUUGGAUUAGGAUAUGCAUUUUAUUUACAUAAUAUUAGAAUGAUAUUUUAGAUGAGUAUCAUAGUAGGUUUUUAUAUAUUUUAGAAAGUAAUACAUUUUAUAUAUAAAAAUAAUAGAUAUGUUACAAAAUGAAAUAUUUUAUACCAGCUUUAUGGAGUUUGGCUAUAAUAACAUUAUGGUUAAAUGAAAAAUUUAAUGGAUAUGAUUUUUAAAUGUUUUCUAAGUCAUUAUAAUUUUUAGAUGAAUUAAGAAAAGAGAAUGAAUUAGUAGGUUGGAAUUUAGUAUUUAAUAUGAUUUUGUUAAGAAUAAUAAGUUUCUCAAUUGAUAAAGUUUGGGCUUCUCAAUAAUCAAAAUAUAGUAAUGAGAAAGCAGAUUUAAUAAAAACUUAUAGAGAUCGUGUAGAAGAGAAUUAACCUUUAGAGGAAUAUAAUUUUAUAGGAUAUUUAAGUUUUCUAUUUUAUGUACCUCUUCUCUUUUCAGGUCCAUCUAUUGGUUAUAAUGCAUUUAAUUCUCAAUUAAAAACACCUUAGUAAAGUAUGAAUCGAGCAUAAGUGUUGAAAUAUAUUUUAAGAGUAUAUUUUUUAGACUUUUUAACAUUUGAAAUAUUUUUACAUGUUUGUUAUCCAAAUGCAAUACCAAAAAUGAAUGAAAAUUUACAUAUUUUAUAAACUUUUAGUGCUUAUGAAUUUCACAUAAUGUGUGUAAUGAAUUUAAUAUUUUUAUGGUACAAAUUUUUAACAAUAUGGAGAAUUGCUAGAGGAUGGGCAUUAUUAGAUGGUAAUAUUAAUAAAUAUUAUUAUAUAGGUAUUGAAACACCUGAAAAUAUGAAUAGAUGUUUAUAUAAUAGUUAUAAUUUUAGUGGAUUUUGGAGAUCUUGGCAUAGAAGUUUUAAUUAAUGGUUAAUUAGAUAUAUUUAUGUACCAUUAGGAGGUACUAAAUAUAAAUCAUUAAAUAUGUGGGUUGUAUUUUCAUUUGUAGCAUUAUGGCAUGAUUUUUAAUUAAAUUUAUUAUUAUGGGCUUGGAUUAUAUGUUUAGCAUUAAUACCUGAAAUUGCUUUAUAAAAAUAUUUUGAUAAAGAAUACUUUUAUAAAAAAUGGUGGUUUGUUUAUUUAUGUUAAUUAGGAGGAGGCUUCUAAAUAUAAAUGAUGUGUUUAGCUAAUUUAAUAGGUUUUGGAAAUGGAUAUGAAGGCAUGACUCUUGUUUUCUAAAAAUUUAUGAGUUUAGAAGGAUUAAUUUGUUUUCUCUUCUAUUGUAUUGUUAGAAAUGGAUGGAUAACAACUAUUUAAUUUAGAAUCAGAGAUGAUGAAAAUGCAGAAUCAAAUGACAAGCGAUUUUGAUAUCCAG